This is a messenger RNA of Trichoderma virens Gv29-8, 954 nucleotides long. RefSeq lists its product as uncharacterized. The record is from RefSeq and is a predicted model, not a curated record. NCBI's taxonomy places the organism in Eukaryota, Fungi, Ascomycota, Sordariomycetes, Hypocreales, Hypocreaceae. Bases 1 to 954 code for a protein of 317 amino acids. The transcript has a single exon.
AUGGAGGACCGCAAUGCUCGUUUUGACGAAGUUACUGCUUCGUUAGGUCCUCUCCCCCUUAGCACCGAAGAGUACUGGAAACUGCUCAAAGAGAUAUUCCCAGAUAAAGAAGAGCAUGACGCAUACUUGGUAUAUGACCUCGAACGCACCCUGCCGCAUCUAGCCCAUCCCGCUGGCAUUUUGACGCCAGCUCGAUUUAUUGAACUUGCAGAUUCAAUCAACUUUCUCAACCCGACGGAAUACAAAGAGCUACUUCCUGGACUUACUUGGGCAUAUCGUCCCUGGAUACCCCUUGGCUAUGAGAAUACAACUAUCUACCGUCUACUUCCAUCGAUCCACAAUUUAGCACCGCAGAAAAGCGAAUAUCCUUCGACAAAUUAUGAAGUCCUGGACCCUGCAUUUCUCGGUGUGAAUACUACUGUGCAGCCCCGCGAGCCAUCUCUGCCGCUUAACCGCCGCGCGCCUAACCUAUCAGAAGAGUCUACCAAGUCGGCAGAGGUAGACGACGCCGAGGCUCCAGGAUUUGUUUUCCACGAGCUUGGUGUACUGCAGUGUUUAGAAUGCGACACUUCUGAUGAGAUGCCGACAACAUUGGAAGAAGGUGAUGAUUGCGAGGGAGACUGGGAACCGACUGGUUUUAGUGUUGUAGCCCGGCUUAGCAAUACUGGCCAUAUCGACGGAGUUUAUGUCAUAUACAACAUGAAACCACGCCUGGAGGGUUGGGGCGAGCAAGAACAAGUUACACAUGCAGCAUGGGGUGUCCCACCAAGCUCACCUGGAGAACAAUUCUCAUGCGCACGGAUCGGCAACACUAUGCGAGACUUCGGUUUCAAGGUCAAGUUAGCAUGGAAUGAACAAAUCCAUUACCCAGUUGAGUUGGUGUGGGCAGUGAGGUCAUCAAUGGGGGCUGCGAUGCGUGCUACGAUGGAUGGUGACUACAAGAAGAACAUGUAA